CGUCUUUUGGAAUUCCUUACAUCACAUCGACGAGCAAACAUUACCAUUCAUUUUUCAAAUCUUUAUAAAAUUUGGCGUAAAUCUUGCAUUAUGGAAAGGUGUAAACACUGGCUGGCAGUAAAGCGAAUUGAUAGUAAUGACAAUGCGGAUGGGUUAAGGAUGCUCAUGGACCAUAGACGCUGCAAUAUACAACCAUUCGACUGUAAAGCAUGGCUAGAUUUGAUGGGUAUUUUACAUAUUCAAUCUCCAGAAUUCGAGCAAAUCUACAUGUAUCAGAAUGAUGGAAACGAUAGAAGUCGGGAAAAGGAAGAUACUCUUCUUCAAAAAGAUCUAAAUCUUAUUACGGAUCAGGAGAUGUGUAUGGAAGAAGAGGUAUUUUAUCAAUUAUUCAGCCUCCAAGGAACAAUGAUUAUUGUUUACAUCGUCAAUAAUGAGAACAGAGCCCGUUUUUCGACAAGAGCUUUUCAUGGCGAGACGAAAGAUGAGGAAGAAUUUCGUCGAGAUCUUGAAAAAACUUACACCUUAAAAAAAGAGUCAGAAGAAAUGCAUGUUGAUAUCUACAUGUUAUUGAAUGACAAUCGUUGCCGGAUGCUUACCAACUUUCUAAGGCAACAUAGGAAAGCUUUCUUUCGAAUUUAUGCUACGGAACUUGGUCGGUUUCAAAAAACCAGUUUAAGGCAACUUAUGGAUCAUGAGCGCUGCAAAGUAAAUGCUCUCGAAUUUCAAACAUGGAGUUCGUUGAUAAGCAUUCUUGGUCCACCUAUACCAGACUUUGAAGAAGAAUAUAAAUCGAGACGUGAAAAGGAGGAUAUAUACAUCAAGAAAGAACUUACCGAUAUUUACAAUCAGGAUCAGUAGUACACAAAGUCUAUAAAUAUCAAACUUAAAGAAACCUGUGUUUAAAUUGAUCGUGGACCUAAAAAGUGCAAGUCAACAUUUGUUUACAUCUUGUUGGAUUGAGUACUUACGUUAAGUUAUUAUUAAGUUAUUUUAAAUACAAAAUCUCUCAUGAAUUGCUAAGAUAUGAUUUUUAUACAACGUGUU
Messenger RNA from Saccostrea cuccullata (small rock oyster), 1044 nucleotides. RefSeq lists its product as uncharacterized. The record is from RefSeq and is a predicted model, not a curated record. NCBI's taxonomy places the organism in Eukaryota, Metazoa, Mollusca, Bivalvia, Ostreida, Ostreidae. The transcript has 2 exons. Bases 91 to 858 code for a protein of 255 amino acids.